CUGCAGCUGAACUCUCGCUGCCAGGAUGGGCAAACAGAACAGCAAGCUGCGCCCGGAGGUCAUGCAGGACUUGCUGGAGAGCACGGACUUCACGGAGCACGAGAUCCAGGAAUGGUACAAAGGCUUCUUGAGAGACUGCCCCAGCGGACAUUUGUCAAUGGAGGAGUUUAAGAAAAUAUAUGGGAACUUUUUCCCUUACGGGGAUGCUUCCAAAUUCGCAGAGCAUGUCUUCCGCACCUUCGAUGCGAAUGGCGAUGGGACAAUAGACUUUAGAGAAUUCAUCAUCGCCCUGAGUGUGACUUCGAGGGGGAAGCUGGAGCAGAAGCUCAAAUGGGCCUUCAGCAUGUACGACCUGGACGGAAACGGCUACAUCAGCAAGGCAGAGAUGCUAGAAAUCGUGCAGGCAAUCUAUAAAAUGGUUUCCUCUGUAAUGAAAAUGCCCGAAGAUGAGUCAACCCCAGAGAAAAGGACAGAGAAGAUCUUCCGCCAGAUGGACACCAAUAGAGACGGAAAACUCUCCCUGGAAGAGUUCAUCCGAGGGGCCAAAAGUGACCCGUCCAUAGUGCGCCUCCUGCAGUGCGACCCAAGCAGCGCCGGCCAGUUCUGAGCCCCACACCCACCGAUCCAAGUGUAGAGCUGCUUGUGUUCCCUUUUGAUUCUUCUUUUUAAUAAUUUUUUUGCCAAACAAUAUUGAUGGUGAUGCUGUCCCCUGUGCGGUCAGAUGCGCUUUCCUCCGUGACACCUUCAGCUUCUUUUGUCGUGGACGCUUCGUGGGAAUGCCCAGAGCCCCAGCGUGCUUGUGGGGAACAUGGACAGACUUCGUGGUGUUCGUUGUUUGACGAUUUUUAAUUGUUACUAUUAUUAUUUUCUUUUGAUUCUAAUGUCUCUCUUCUAAAACCUAAGACUCGGGGUGGUGGGGGUGGCAAGAGAAGGGAAACUCGUCCGGCCCAGUGACUCCUCUGUAAGCUUUGAGGGGCUUUCGUUUGAAAGACAGAACUCCCUGCCUGGGCCUGCCGUGGCACAUGCGUGGGGGUGGUGGGCGGCACCAGAGGCUGGAUUCCCCAAGAACAAGUCACCCUCUGGG
Propithecus coquereli (Coquerel's sifaka) is the source of this 1084-nucleotide messenger RNA. RefSeq names its product neurocalcin delta (gene NCALD). Gene Ontology annotation, biological process: calcium-mediated signaling. Lineage: Eukaryota; Metazoa; Chordata; Mammalia; Primates; Indriidae. Gene Ontology annotation, cellular component: cytosol. The transcript is spliced from 3 exons. Gene Ontology annotation, molecular function: actin binding; tubulin binding; calcium ion binding. Bases 26 to 607 code for a protein of 193 amino acids. The record is from RefSeq and is a predicted model, not a curated record.